AUGGACCAUAAAACAUGGCUGUGGAGGAAGAAAUCUACAGACAAGAAUGUUGUUGCUACUGAACAUAAAGUUGACCUUUCUUCAAAAGAAGAAGAGAUACAGACACUCUUGGCUGAUAAGGCAGAAUUGGAGAACAACCUGGAAAGUUUGAGUGACAAGCUUUCAUCUGCCCUGUCUGAGUGUAAUGCCAAAGAUGAUCUUGCAAAGAAACAAGCCAAGCUGGCAAAGGAAGCCAUGGCAGGCCAGGAGAAGGCAGAAACAAAAGCAAUGUCUCUAAAGCAAGAAUUAGAUGGAGCCUUAAAGCAAAGAGCUGCUGGAGAAGAAAGAUUGUCUCAUCUGGAUGCAGCUCUCAAGGAGUGUAUGCAGCAGCUACGUUUUGUUCGAGAAGAGCAGGAGCAAAGGAUUCAUGAUGCUGUCAUGAAGACAUCCAAUGAGUUUGAAAAGUCCCAGAUGAUUUUGGAACAGAAGCUGGCAGAGACUGGUAAAACACUUGCCAAAAUAGGUCUUGAGAAUACUCAUCUAAGUAAGGCUCUCUUAGCAAAGGAAAAGUUGAUUGAAGAUUUAAGAAAGCAAAAGGCUCAGGUGGAGGCAGAUUUUAAUGCUCUGAUGAGUAGGCUAGAGUCCACAGAAAAAGAUGGUGCUUCUCUCAAAUACGAAGUCCGAGUGCUAGAGAAGGAGCUUGAGAUCCGAAACGAGGAGAGAGAAUUUAAUCGCAGAACAGCUGAUGCAUCACACAAACAACACUUAGAGAGUGUGAAAAGAAUUGCGAAGUUAGAAGCAGAAUGUCAGAGACUGCGUGUCCUGGUCCGCAAGCGGUUGCCUGGCCCUGCUGCCUUGGCUAAAAUGAAAAGUGAAGUAGAAAUCCUCGGAAGAGAUUCAGUUGCAAUGAGAAGGAGAAGGUUAAAUGGUAGUCCUAUGGAUUUAGUGGUUGGCUUAGCUGUUGAAAACUCUGCUGACUCUCCCAGCAAAAAGAUUAACUUUCUGACUGAGCAGUUAUGUGCCGUGGAAGAAGAAAACAAGACUCUCAAGGAAGCCCUUAAUAAAAAGGCAAAUGAACUCCAAUUUUUGAGAGCCAUGUAUGCUCGCACUGGUUCCAAAUUAUCACAGGUUGAAUCAUAUCUUGAUGAAUCAUCAAAAGGACAGAUAGCCUUGGAGAGAUCAAGGAGCGUGCUUAUGCCACAUGAGCUCUCUCUGGCCUCAAUGUCCGAAAUUGGCAGUGAUGAUAAGAUUAGCUCUGCUGAAUCUUGGGCUUCUGCUUUGAUAACAGAAAUGGAGCACUUCAAACAGGGAAAGCAAAGGGGAUCACCAACAAACAGAACUAUAGGAGCUACAGACAUAUCCCUGAUGGAUGACUUUGCUGAAAUGGAAAAACUUGCAAUAGUUUCAGUCGAUAAGCAGUUCGAAAGUCCUUGUGUUUCUUCUAACAAUGUUAAUGCAAUUGGUCAGGAGAUCAUUCCAGCAUUAGAGACUGGAGCUGCUGUAUCAAACCAGGUAAUCAAGUCCAUAGAUAAAGCUUCCAGUUGGCUAAACGAUAUUCUGAAAAUCUUGUCGGAGCAAAAUCGUGUCACACUAAGAAAGCCUGAUGAAAUACUGGAGGAUGUUAGAGUAGCUCUAGCAAAUAUAAAUCACGCAAGCCCUGCAGAAUAUUUUGAUACAAGGCAAAGCUCAACGCAUUCUGAUGCAGUAAAUUCCCCUCAUGUUGGUGGAUACAUCUCAUGGAAACCUAUGUAUUCGGUGACUGAUUCACCAGGUGGAGUUACUGAAGCUGAUGCCUUGUUGACAGACAGGAGCAGUCAGCAGGUCCAGUCCGAUCUCAGCAAAUCACUCUGCAAGAUUAUUGAGCUUGUUGAAGGGAUCACUUUAUCAUGUGCUGAUCAUGGUAACUCAGGGACGUUGACCAGAAAGGAUGGGAAUUUUUUGCCAUAUGAGAAUACAGAAACACCAUCAGGCUACAUGGUCCGUGUUUUGCAGUGGAAAACUUCUGAACUAAGUGAUGUAUUACAGCAAUUUGUUCGUGCUUGUUAUGAUCUGUUGAAUGGAAAAUCCGAUGUGAACAUGUUUUCCCAAGAAUUAGGUUCUGCUUUGGACUGGAUUAUGAACCACUGCUUUUCGAUUCAAGAUGUUUCAAGCAUCAGAGAUGCAGUUAAGCAGCAUUUUGAUUGGGAUGAAUCAAGAAGUGAGUGUGAAGCAGAUGUUGUUGCCUCCAAUGGACAUCAUAACUAUGUUGAGAAGGAUGAAUGCCAUCAAUCUACUAUUAGAGAGGAAAAUAAAAAGUUAAGAGAGGAGUUGAUUAAUAUUGAGUCUGCAAAGAGAGACUUGGAAGCGAGGCUGGAGUCGGCUACUAAUAAGAGUGAGUCCUUGAUGAAUCAACUUAAGGAAUCAGAGAAAACCAUUGAGAGCUUGCAAACAGAUUUAGAAACUUUGCGAGGUUCGAAGGCAAUGUAUCAAAUUGAAAAUCACAAGUUGAUGAAAGAAGAUGUUGAUACACAGCUUACAGCAGCCAAAGUUGAAUUGAGGGAGGCUCACCGAAAGUUAUCUUCCUUAGAAAUGGAACUGGAGAACAAAAAGAGUUGCUGUGAAGAAUUAGAAGCCACAUGUCUUGAACUACAGCUCCAACUUGAAAGUAUGACGAAAAAGGAAAUCCCUGACUCUGAACUCCAUCAGGAAGAGAGCCAACUCCGGACGGAUUGGGAGAUAACGGCUGCUUCAGAAAAGUUGGCUGAGUGCCAAGAGACAAUUCUAAACCUGGGGAAACAGUUAAAGGCAUUGUCUUCGCCAAGUGAAGCAGCCCUAUUCGACAAGGUCAUCGCUACAUCCACGGACACAAAUACCACCUCGGUGGUCACCGCCUCCACAAGCACAGCCUUGACUUCACCCAAGAACAAGAUCUCGAACCAAAGGUCCUCUUUGCUAGAUCAGAUGCUAGCAGAGGACCAUGCUGAAGUGAAGGGCACUAAAUCAGUCAAAUGCAAAGAAAGUGGUAGCAAUUCCAGUCCCACCGUCAUUUCCAAUAAGGUGAUCGAGCCUCUUGAAAAAAUCCUCAUUUUAAAUGGAACUAAACACCGGGAUGAUGAUGUUGCAAUUAAUUCUUUGGCCAUUGUGUCUAGCAAGAAAGUGGGAGUUGGACGUUUGUGGAGAAAGUUGCUAUGGAGAAAGAAGAAACCAAGCAUCAAGAAACCAUCCUUUCAGUUUGGCCAGUAA
Molecule: messenger RNA, 3201 nt
Organism: Dovyalis caffra
Lineage: Eukaryota; Viridiplantae; Streptophyta; Magnoliopsida; Malpighiales; Salicaceae
Source: the annotation of a GenBank genome assembly